AUGUCCUCCUGCUCUGAAUUAGAAUUCUCAUCACCAUCAACAACCAGUUUCAUCUACACUCUACAACUACACUACAACUCAACAUUUACAUACAACAACUCAACUCUUUCAACUCAACUCAACUCAACUUCCAUCUUCACCCAAAAUUCAUACUUAACUCAACUCAACUCUACAACAUUUACAAUGGCUGCUUUCACUCUCACAUUUGCUCCCACCACUCGAUCCUUCGGCCGAUCUGGCUACAACAAGGACGGUGACGACUCUGACUCCAAGCCCACAAACAACCGUGGUCGAUCUGGCUACAACGAGCCUGAGGAAGGAGACUCUGGUCGCUCUGGCUAUAACGGCCCUGAAGACGAUGAUUCCUCCAAGGGCAACAAGGGUCGCUCUGGCUACAAUGGUCCCAGCGACAAUGACGAGGAGUAA
Messenger RNA from Fusarium oxysporum Fo47, 426 nucleotides. RefSeq lists its product as uncharacterized. The transcript has a single exon. Bases 1 to 426 code for a protein of 141 amino acids. The record is from RefSeq and is a predicted model, not a curated record. NCBI's taxonomy places the organism in Eukaryota, Fungi, Ascomycota, Sordariomycetes, Hypocreales, Nectriaceae.